AUGUCCUGUUGCAUAUCAAUCCUCCCCGAGCACAUUCUUCAAUCAAUCUUCUUUAAACUCCCAAUAGCAACUCUCGUAAGAUGCAGGUAUGUCUGCAAGUCAUGGCGGCAUAUUCUUGCAGACCCUAAUUUUGCCAAACUUCAUGGACGGUUUGCUAAUUUACUACUAUUUGUAGAUCGCAAAGGUUUAAGCUCCAGGUUGUCACGCUGUAGAAACCUCUACUUUCUCGAACCAGAAGGAGGAUCGAUUGACUAUGGUAAGAGCCUGGCUACUGUGUUUUCAUGGAGCUCCGAGCUUUCAUCGGUAUUUUCGGUAGAGAAUUCAUGCAAGGGCUUGCUUUGUCUACGCCGCAAUAAUAUAGAUGGAUUAACUGAUGGUAUCUGGAUAUUAAAUCCUCUAACAGGUGAGUACAUCAUUCUUCCACCUCAUGAAGAUGAUCAAAUCAGACAAUAUUUCUAUCGGUGUGGGCUAGGGUUUUGUCCUAACACGAAUCUAUAUAAGGUUAUCAAAAUGUUUCACACUCGACAUGAUAAAACCAUGAACGCUGAGGUAUACACUCUUGGUACUGAUGAGUGGAGAAAGAUUGGAGUUGUGCCACAAUAUAAUGCUCCUCGUCGAGAUAAUUUGAGAAGUUUUACUAAUGCUCCUUGUCGAUAUAAUUGGAGUUUAACUAAUGCAUCGGUUAAUGGUUCUAUUCAUUGGCUUAUCAUGGACAUGAAUGGACCAAGGAUUCGGCCGAUUCAAAUGUGUGCUUUUGAUUUUGAAAUCGAGAAAUUUAGAUCAUUCGGAUUGCCACCGAUUUUUCAAGGUGAUGAUUAUUGUUGGACAGAGAUUGGGGUAGUCAGAGAAUCCCUUUGUAUUUCCUGUCGUAAUCGUUUUCGAUUACAAGUUACAGAGAUAUGGCUAAUGAAGGAGUAUGGUGUUGAGGGAUCUUGGACCAAAAUGCUUGUCUUGGAUUUCAGAAUCGACUAUUUUGAUUCAUUGGAUUUUCGAGUGGUAGAGUUGUUAGAGAAUGGGAAUGUUCUAUUGAAACGUGGAUAUAUGACACUAUUUCUGUACAAUCCUGAAACGAAAGUUCUCGUCAAGAUGAACAAUGGUAGGACACAAAUUCCUAUCCCUGCAGCCGUCGUUAGUAAGCCUAGUUUUGCUUGUCUUGAAGAUGUGGUGGGAGAUAGCUCGAGGGUUUUGAAGGGUUUUGUAUGGGAUCAUUGA
Messenger RNA from Dovyalis caffra, 1212 nucleotides. Lineage: Eukaryota; Viridiplantae; Streptophyta; Magnoliopsida; Malpighiales; Salicaceae. The record is from the annotation of a GenBank genome assembly.